Heterostelium album PN500 is the source of this 363-nucleotide messenger RNA. RefSeq lists its product as uncharacterized. The record is from RefSeq and is a predicted model, not a curated record. NCBI's taxonomy places the organism in Eukaryota, Evosea, Eumycetozoa, Acytosteliales, Acytosteliaceae. The coding region runs from base 1 to 363 and encodes 120 amino acids. The transcript is spliced from 2 exons.
AUGUCAGAUCCAAUCGAUCAAUCAACAACAACAACAACCACAACAACCAGUAGUACAGCAGCACCUACUGAUACAACAACCACAACAAAUGAUCUUACAAUGAAUGAUCUCGAAAGUAAUAAUGAUAAUGAUUCAAUCCCAUCAGCUUCCACUUUGUUUCCUGAUAUCGUUCCUACCACCACACGUCCAGACCCACUCCCGUCAGAUGUAUUCCAAGCAACCCUGAUCGCAUCCAAGAUUCCGAUCUCUUCCUCUAUCGUACCUGGUCAACCCGAGAACAAACAACAAUCCAAUAAAGACAAUAGUUGGAAUAGUACGACCGGUGAGAGUUCAAUAACAGAAUUAGUUCUAUUGCUCAACUAA